UUCUCUUGUAACUAAAAUUCAUCAUCGGUCAUUAUUGAUUCAUCCAUUUUCAUGUAAUUGUAAAUCUUUUCCAGUGAUUAAUUAAUUUCGUUGAUUGAUUUGUUUUUGCUAAUUAAUUACUCUUUCAAUAUGAUGUCAAGAUCGUUAAGAGCCGAUACCAGAAGUCGUGCUAAAGAUGACAUGAAAAGAGCGAUGCACGCAAAGGAUAAGGUCAGAAAAUGGGAAAAGAAAUGGGUCACAAUUGGAGAUACUUCCAUGAAAAUCUUCAAAUGGGUUCCUGUCACCAACUAUGACUCUGUUCCACAAAACAAAAAUCUAAAAGGAAAAUCAAUCGCUCAUAACAAGGAGAAUAUUGAAGAGAAAGGAAAAAGUCACUCUCUAAGUCGUAACGAUGCUACAACUAACUCAUCAUUCUCAUCAGUUUCAAAUGUUCUUGUUAAUAAUGACCAAUCUAUAACUGGAUUCUCUGAAACAAGUCAAGAUGAUUCAACCAAUCAUGAGGAAAAGACCCAUGUAACUACAUCAACAUUACUCGGUGAAAACAGUAGUGAUGCUCAAUUUCCAGACAAUGUCACAUCAGACAGAUCAUCAGGGCAUCUUAACUAAAUUAUUUCAUAACAAUCAUAAUAAUCACAAUAAUAAUCAUCAUCAUAUUCAAUCGGAAAAACAAAAGUUUAAAAUUAAAUCAUUAACAAUUAAUUCCUACAUCUGAAAAUUAAACUUUCCGUUUAAAUUUCAACGAAA
This is a messenger RNA of Panonychus citri (citrus red mite), 744 nucleotides long. RefSeq names its product B-cell CLL/lymphoma 7 protein family member A-like (gene BCL7-like). The record is from RefSeq and is a predicted model, not a curated record. The coding region runs from base 130 to 606 and encodes 158 amino acids. The transcript has 3 exons. Lineage: Eukaryota; Metazoa; Arthropoda; Arachnida; Trombidiformes; Tetranychidae.